Molecule: messenger RNA, 219 nt
Organism: Fibroporia radiculosa
Lineage: Eukaryota; Fungi; Basidiomycota; Agaricomycetes; Polyporales; Fibroporiaceae
Exons: 2
Coding region: 1-219 (72 amino acids)
Source: RefSeq, a predicted model, not a curated record
AUGUCUGAUGCACCAGGACUAUCUAAAUCCAAAGCCAUCGCGAGCAUGGCGAAAAGGGAAGACGACGUAACGAGGGUGAACGCGCGGGGAAAACUCAGGUUCGUGCCCACCCUCCCAGCACGGAGGCUCAAGGAAGAUGUUAAAAAGGUGCGCAUUCUCCUCGCCCUCUCUCGCAGCUGCCUCACAGGUUGUGAAGGAAGAGCCCGCCGCCGCUCCUAG